UUCUGCCAGCCUACCUUGCGAAAGUAAACUUCCAUGAGACCACAUUUCCACUCGAUGGAAGAAAUUCUCUGAUCACGAAGCGCAUCGCCUCGAUCCAAGACAAGAUGGAGCCGAUAGACAAGCCAGACCACAAUCUCGUGGAGCAACAGGUCAAGGAUGUGAUCCAGGACCUCUUCCAGGUAAUGGUCCAGGUAUCAUCCUACGACGCCGCCGGCCGGCCAAGCAGAGAAGUCCUGGCAAAUGAACUACAAACCCUCUCCGAGUCCCUCCGCUCAGUCCACACGGCCGCCUCCUCCCUGCCCCCCGGCGGCGGGCCGCGCGUCCCGGACCUGCUGGUGCAGUACGUCGAGAACGGCCGCAACCCGGACAUCUACACGCGCGAGUUCGUCGAGCGCGUCCGCCGCAUGAACCAGCUCGCCCGUGGCAAGAUGCGCGCCUUCGCCGCCUUCAGGGACGUCCUGGCCGCGCAGAUGGACGCCGCCCUGCCCGAGCUGAGGGGUGACGUCGGGCGGGUCGUCGAGGCUACGGGGGGGAGGGGGGAGGCGGAGGGGGAGCGGGAUGGUGCGGGUGCUGGUGAUGGUGAUGCGCCUGGGCCUGGGGCUGGGGCUGGGAUGGGCGGUUUUGCUGCGCCGGGGGGGCGGGUAGUCUAGGUGGUCUGGGAGAAUGUCUUUGUGGUGGAGGCGGCUAAAGGUCCGGAACAGCGAUGAGAAGACCGCCUGGUCUAGUUCUGGCCUGU
This is a messenger RNA of Phialemonium atrogriseum, 736 nucleotides long. Its product is annotated as negative transcription regulator. The coding region runs from base 105 to 650 and encodes 181 amino acids. Gene Ontology annotation, molecular function: transcription coregulator activity. The transcript is spliced from 3 exons. Gene Ontology annotation, cellular component: mediator complex. The record is from RefSeq and is a predicted model, not a curated record. Gene Ontology annotation, biological process: positive regulation of transcription by RNA polymerase II. NCBI's taxonomy places the organism in Eukaryota, Fungi, Ascomycota, Sordariomycetes, Cephalothecales, Cephalothecaceae.